AUGACCUCCGUGGCAUCCGUGAAUGAAAGCCUUCAGGGGAAUGGAGAUAAGCGAGUGAUAGAAGAUAAGAGACUGGAAUCUGGAGAGGCUGUCCACCAGGAGACGGGGCAAUACGCCGCGGGAAAUGGUGAAAGCGCUGCACCAAAACUUGUGGCCGCCAAAGAAGAGCUUGAUGACUUCGGCUUACCAAUUAGGCCUAGAAGAUCAACUACUACCCUAAGGUCCGUGUCGAUGCACAGCGUGCCUCCUGGACCUCCAAACGUGUCGAGUGUACCUAGAGAUUCGGAUCCCCGGAACCCCAUAUCUCGAUCCGUAUCCGUUCCCUUUGAGGCACUGGAAAAGAAGAAAGCCCACCUGGAAAGCAAAGAACUAUUGUCUAGCAAAGAUGAUGGUACGGUCGGUCCCAGCUUAUCGGAAACGAAAGAUAUAGGCCUUCCCACAAUACCCACCCAAGAAAGUAAUAAUGUCUCCAAGUUACCUCAUGAGGCGCAUACAAAGGAUGUUUCGGAGUGGUCACAUCAGAAGAUAACGACAAAAGAUGAUUCGGAGGAAGACAGAGAAGAUGACACAUGGCAUGACAUGCCUGCUCUAGGGGAAUUUGAUGUUUAUGACGAUUAUGGCAGAAUAGUUGCUCGCGGUGCCAAAGAAGAUGACGAUACUGUUUACCAAGGCCUUGGAGGGGCCGGAAAGGGAUAUACCAGGAUUCAGAUCGAUGAAGAUGCACAGUCAGCCACCAGCUUGGACGAAAAUACGAGUUACUUGUUCAAGGAGCCACAGAGUAAUGCUCUCGGUGUUGAAGAUGAUGACUUACGAGACCCAAGCUCUCAACUAGAAGCAACAAAAGACCUUCUCACGGAAGGUCAACGAAUCGCGUACGUUGGAGCUACAAGAUUAACUAUUUUCCAAAUGGUGAAGCAAGUGGAGUCAUACGAAUCAUCAUCAAAGACUACCCGCAAAUUUUUAAGUACUGCACUGGAUUCGACGACAAAAUGGGGCCAGCAAAUAAUGAUCCGCCUCUACGGGCAUAUGGAAAUCAACUCUGACGAACAGGUUAUGAUUGAGCAAUUAGCAGAACAUGGGGUUCGGCCGGAGGAUCUCGUUUCCCCGUUAAUGCAGAAUGCUCGUGUGAAAAAUCCUCUUGCUGAAGAAUCUACGGCUAGCCCCAAUAUAUCAGUCGAUAAAUCCACAACAGAUAUAGACAAGACGUCUAAACUCCCCAAUGAAGCGUCACGAUCACCCACACCCCCACCGCCAUAUGAAUGUAAUGGCAGUAACGACCUCCCAGAAAUUCAAUCGCCAUCUUCGCUGGACUGUAUUAUGUGA
Molecule: messenger RNA, 1323 nt
Organism: Microsporum canis CBS 113480
Lineage: Eukaryota; Fungi; Ascomycota; Eurotiomycetes; Onygenales; Arthrodermataceae
Exons: 2
Coding region: 1-1323 (440 amino acids)
Source: RefSeq, a predicted model, not a curated record